GUAAACACAGCGGCAGUUGCAGCCGCAGCACCAUCGUCAGAGAGACGCUCACAGCACAGUGACGUUUGGGAGAAAACAACGCCAAAACACGAACAGCUUUCGGCUGCUUUUUGCACGUCGCUCGCCGCUUAAUUGAAGCAUUUCUCUCCGACUUCAGCUACAGUGAUAGCUAAGUUUGGGGAGGAGGAAAAGGAGAGCGAGAGACGUCGCCUGCAUUUUUUUUGUCGCCCCUUCUUGGUGGUCUUAUUGUUGCCGAGCUCAGUAACGCCGGAAAAAAAAAGGUUUCUGAGCUUUCCUUCUCAACCGAUUUUUAAACAUGGAAAAUUCCCGAGCCAAUAGGACAUGCUGUGAAUCCAUUCAAGAUUUCUUCACUUCAUCAAAAUUCCUAAUCUAUUUGGGACAUGCACUGUCCACUUGGGGUGACCGAAUGUGGAACUUCGCCGUGGCCGUGUUCCUGGUGGAGCUGUACGGCAACAGCUUGCUGCUCACGGCCGUGUACGGGCUGGUGGUGGCCGGCUCCGUGCUGCUGCUCGGUGCCAUCAUUGGCGACUGGGUGGACAGGAAUCCCCGACUCAAAGUGGCCCAGACGUCUUUGAUCGUGCAGAACAGUUGCGUCAUGACGUGCGGGAUUAUCCUCAUGGUGGUAUUCCAAUUCAAAGAGCAGCUCAUGGAGGUCUACAACGGAUGGCUGCUGACCACCUGCUACAUUCUGGUGAUCAGCAUUGCCAACGUGGCCAACCUGGCCAGCACGGCGAUGUCCAUCACCAUCCAGAGGGACUGGGUGGUGGUGGUGGCAGGCCAGGACAGCAGCAAGUUGGCAGAUAUGAACGCGACGGUGCGGAUUAUCGAUCAGCUGACCAACAUCCUGGCCCCCAUGGUCGUGGGCCAGAUCAUGGCCUUCGGCUCGCACUUCAUCGGCUGCGGCUUCAUCUCGGGCUGGAACCUGUUGUCCAUGUUACUGGAGUACAUGCUGCUGUGGAAGGUCUACCAGAAGACGCCGGCUCUGGCGGUCAAAGCCGGGCAGAAGGAGCAGCACGAGCAGGAGCUCAAACAACUCAGCCUUGUGAAAGAAUCCGAGACAGGCCAAAGUCCAGAGGAGUCCUCUCAACCCCUCAUGAACGCAAUCGUACCGGCGGUCAAGACCGAGCCCCCCAAAGAGCGAGGGUGCUGCUACCAGGUGACCGAACCCCUGCGCACCUUCAAGGCCGGCUGGAAGGCGUACUACAACCAGAGCAUCUUCUUCGCCGGCAUGUCCCUGGCCUUCCUCUACAUGACCGUGCUGGGAUUCGACUGCAUCACGACCGGCUACGCCUACACGCAGGGCCUCAACGGCUCCAUCCUCAGCCUCCUGAUGGGCGCCUCGGCCGUGUCGGGCAUCUGCGGAACGGUCGCCUUCACGUGGGUCCGAAAGAAGUGCGGCCUGAUCCGGACCGGCUUCAUCUCGGGCGUGGCGCAGCUCUCUUGCCUCAUGCUGUGCGUCUUCUCCGUCUUCGCUCCCGGGAGCCCCUUGGAUCUCAGCGUUUCACCCUUCCAGGACCUCUACGCCCACCUGGUUGGGGAGAAGGCGCUACCUGAGGCCGAGCACCUCAUGAGCGUCCUUUCCGGUGGGAACGUGACCGCCACCAGCGCGCCGGCUGAAGAUCUCCCCGGCCCACAGUCCUACAUGUCUGUUAGCUUGCUGUUUGCUGGCGUCAUUGCUGCGAGAGUCGGCUUGUGGUCCUUUGACCUGACGGUGACUCAGCUGAUCCAGGAGAACGUGAUCGAGUCGGAGCGAGGCGUGAUCAACGGCGUCCAGAACUCCAUGAAUUACCUCUUGGACCUGCUGCACUUCAUCAUGGUGAUCCUGGCGCCCAAUCCGGAGGCCUUCGGCUUGCUGGUCAUUAUCUCGGUGUCGUUCGUGGCGGCGGGCCACGUCAUGUACUUUUACUUCGCCUUCAAGAGUCUCGGCCAUCGUCUGUUCCUCUGCUGCUCGCCCGAGCAAAAGGUCGAGGCGGAGGGCAGCCCCUCGCCUCCCAAUGUGGUCUAAACUGCCUUUCGCACAGGCCAUCCCUGGCAUGUCCAUCUAGCUUGGUAUCCAUACACAGCAAGCGUCUCUUACAGCCUACUUCAGCGUUACUAACGUCUUCACAUGUAGCCAGUCGAGUGCGAAACCUUGCGAUGGAAGCAUUUUGCAAUGUGUACCAAUCCAAAGUUGAAGUUCAGGCAAAGCAGAGGUUUCUCUUAUCCCUCCUGUUAUGGUCGUGUCUUGGAUAAACCCAAAAUGGGUCAAUGGGACUCGCUGCAUAUUUGAGAGAGAGAAAAAAAAAAAAAAAAGAUGGGGGCGUGGUUUGCAUGGGUCAACGCGACCUUCAAAAUAGCACGAGGGUCGAGUUAGUGGAAGAAAAAAAAAAGGCAUUUAAUGGACUAGAAACAGUGGGAAAAUACUUCUAAUGGAUAUGGGAAAUUCUAAUUAAAUUUGGCUUCGGACUUUUAAAAAAUACUUAAAUACUAUAUUUUUUUUUUUUAAUGAUUAGACAAAGUAGGUUGCAUUGGCCCAAGAACAAAACCUAACAGGAGGGUUAACGCGUUCAACAUUGCAGUGAUGUCAUUGGUGCUUCAAGUGUCUUCAUUGUCGUCCUGUGUUAGCUGACACAGGUUGGGAUAUGUAUAUAUAUUUUUAUUACUUUAACCAAACAACAGCAACACCUGGAUCUCAAGUCUUUUUUUUAACGUGAUUAAAGCGUUACGCAAAGGACGGUAUUUAUUCAGGAAAAUGUGUCAGCAAUAUUAUACUUGGGCGGGGAGAAAUAAAAACCUAUCCAGCUGCAUCAAUAGCUCUCAGUUACCAAAGUCCAGGUUCAUACGUGUGGUGUGAAAGGAAGAAGAGAGGGAAGCAUUCCGAAUAGCCACUUUUGCACCAGGUGACAAGAAAACAAAAAUAGUGGAUAUAUUUACGAAGGCUACUGGAAUUGUCAUUUCUGUUUACUUGUUGUUCUUUGAAUCCACCUCCAUUUGUGAUAUGUUGCAGUUCUUCUCGGUGGACUCUUCUUUUCUCACUGGCCCAUCCGUGAUUGUUGUUAUGCCAGCACUUUACAUGACUGACCUCAGUCAUUACACCUAUUGUCUGAUCGGACAUUUGUUUUUUUUUUUUUUUUUUUUUUUGCACAAGUCCAUGGGUUUACGGUGUGGCUGGAAAAAAGUGCAGAACUAUGUUCGGUAACGGUCCCUGUGAGGUAGGAGGUCUGAAUGUAGGCCAUGUUUGGCUUGGCUCUCCCCAAAUGUGGCUUGAAGGAUGCAAGAGCUGCAGUUUUUAGAACGGGCGGGUACCUCAAAACAUGUCUGCGCUGUUUUACGGAUAGUCAUUUGACAGCUUGAUUGGGGAAAUGGCAACAGCAUCUCAGCAAGGCAAAAAACCACUUUGUGACUGAGUCCACCGUAUGUCCUCGACGGCUACUUAACACCAGGUGGUUGGCCACCCAUGGUUUCUUUGUGGGAGGGAGACACACCAGAUGCAGUAGAAUGCAUGGCCAAUUUUUUUGUAGGGAGUGUCCAAGUUGUGCAACCAAAGGCAAACUUGCCUUAAGGAUGCAGCUGUUUUUCCAGUUCCUUACCAGACUUUGAUUUCUAAGCUCUUUACGAUCAUUACGAAAGGCCAUCAAUAUCUUUUCUGUGUCGAUAACGCUUAACGUCAGCCGGAAUCCAUCUUUCCAGUAGAGAAAAAAAUGGUUUCAAAAGUGCCAUUGCGGUUUUGAAUGUU
Hippocampus comes (tiger tail seahorse) is the source of this 3736-nucleotide messenger RNA. RefSeq names its product solute carrier family 40 member 1 (gene slc40a1). Gene Ontology annotation, biological process: iron ion transmembrane transport. Bases 317 to 2026 code for a protein of 569 amino acids. NCBI's taxonomy places the organism in Eukaryota, Metazoa, Chordata, Actinopteri, Syngnathiformes, Syngnathidae. Gene Ontology annotation, molecular function: peptide hormone binding; iron ion transmembrane transporter activity. The record is from RefSeq and is a predicted model, not a curated record. The transcript is spliced from 8 exons. Gene Ontology annotation, cellular component: basolateral plasma membrane.